AUGGAAAGUGAAAGUAUUCCUUUAAGCAACUCAUGUCCUCAUGAGUUGAAAAAAUCGGUCGAUGCCAUUAGUAUUUUGCUUGUAGACGAUGACACAACGUGCCUUGCCAUUGUUGCUGCCAUACUCAAGAAGUUCAAAUAUGAAGUUGUGACGGUCAAACAUGCCAAUGAUGCUUUGUGCACCCUCCGUAUAAAAGGGGCCACUUUCGACCUUGUCAUGUCCGAUGUACACAUGCCGGAUAUGAAUGGAUUUCAAUUACAACAAGCCAUUGCUCAAGAAUUCAAUCUCCCUGUUGUUUUGAUGUCGGCCGAUGAUAAAGAAGGUACUGCCUUAAAAGGCUUGGAAAAUGGAGCUGCAUUUUUCAUAUACAAGCCCGUAUCUCCGGAUGACGUAAGGGAUUUAUGGCAAUUUGCGGCCAUGAACAAGAAGAGUCAAGUGGUGAUCGAGGAGGAGAAUGAAGAAGAUGAAACUAAUUACCAGACGAGAAAAAGAAUUCGUAAUGAUGAUGUCAUGAUAUCCGUAUAUGAAUCAGAUAGUGCGACUAGUAAUAAGGACUCGAAGAGAAAAUCUCCUAGAAACGAGGGCUCGGAUGACAAAAAGGGAGAAACUACUUCUCAAUGCGCUAAUUCGCAAAAAAGGCCGAAGAUUAUUUGGACUAAUUCGCUGCACAAUCGUUUCUUGGAGGCUAUUAGGAGCAUUGGUCUUGAUAGAGCUGUUCCAAAGAAAAUUCUGGAAGUCAUGAAUGUCCCUGGGUUAACUAGAGAAAAUGUAGCAAGUCAUCUGCAGAAAUACAGGAUUUUCCUAAGGAGAGUUUCAGAUGCAAGCUACAAAAUCCAAUAUUCCCCUGAUAAUGGUUUAAAUAAUAGAAACUUACUCAAGUCAAACCUUGAACCAUCAUCAACAACAACCCCUUCAACUCUAAUCCUCAAUGGACUCAACAAUUUCCCUUACCAAAAAACCCCACAAUUAUAUUUUCCUUCCGAAGCUUCCUCGGGAUUCGGACAAUCACGUUUUCUUACCAACAGAGGACUCAACAACAACCUAAGACUAAACAUCAGCAAUGCUGACAUCAUCAAUCAUAAUGUCGAUAAUCCGUAUAUCCACAAUAGUACUCUUCUCACUCCCAAUAUAACAAUGGAGGAUCUCUCGAGUGCCCUUUCGGCUACUUUAAACCCCGACACAAACCCGAAUUUCGUGCACCCUACAAACUACGUAGGGUACAGCAUAGCGAAUGUGGCGCACCACGGAGAAUCAGGUCUCCGUAAGGAAUGCCAAGGUUUGAAUUCGAAUUCCAAUUCGAGUUAUGAUAUAAAUUUGGGCGGCCAACGGUUUAGUAUCGGAGGAGGUGGCAUUGUUCAAACAUUGAACGAGAAUAAUAUAGAUGACGUGGAUGAUAAUAAUAAUAAUAAUAACAAUAAUAAUGAUUCUACACAACUGUCCGAAAAUAUCCAUAUGCAUUCUAGAGUGCGAAUACUAGAGUCGCCUUAUAGUCCAUUUUUCUAUAUGUCUCAACCUGAUUUUGGCUCGACUUUGGAAGAUCGCGUGAAUGUUCAGAAUCUGCAGGUCAGUGGGAAAGUUAUGUUCCAUCUUUUGAUUUACCUCCUCACCAGGCAAGAAUGUAGCACCUCUUCUCAACUAAAUGAACCAGUACUUGCACCACCAAUUGAGCAGCACAAUGACGAUGAUUUUCUGGAAUCUCUGCUUGCCCCUUUUGGAGAAGAUCAGACCUUUGAAGGAAUAGAGCAAUAA
Messenger RNA from Striga asiatica, 1749 nucleotides. The record is from the annotation of a GenBank genome assembly. NCBI's taxonomy places the organism in Eukaryota, Viridiplantae, Streptophyta, Magnoliopsida, Lamiales, Orobanchaceae.